AUGGUGUCCUUCAAGUCUGUCAUUCUCGCCCUGGCCACUACCGGCAUUGAGCUUGCUUCGGGCAUCAGCGUUACCCCUCACGAUCAGUACUCGUCUUCAGUUGGCGUUCUGGGCUGCAAAAUUAACACCAACAGGGUUGCGUACUGGCCCUCCUCCGUGGAUUGCGACCAAAUCUGCGUUGAGGUCACUGCCAACGGUCGUUCGGUUACCUUGUUGAAGAUUGACCAAUCCGGCGGCGCGUACGACAUCUCCUUUGACGCCUGGAACUACCUGAAGACAGGUUACCCGGCAGUCAAGGGCCACAUCGAGCCUGGCGGUGGUUUUUCUGCCGACUACAAGUUUGUCUCUGCCGACAACUGCCGCAGCCUCAUCAAAACGUCUUCGGGAAAGCUGCCCUUCACUGCUGCCAACUCCAUGAAUUUCGUCAGUUCGUGCAGCGCCGGCCGGAACUCCUGGGUUGGCAACAACUACGAGCUGUGGAACAUCGCCGACCCCGUCUGCAACCACGGCUUCAACGAAAUCUGCACUCUUGCCCCUGGUGCAAACCAGGCCACUUGCCCGCAUCCCCUCGGCUCAAGCGAUGUCCUGAAGGGUCAGGAUGUCUUGAACAUUCUUUACCCCAGCGGUGAUGUUGUUGAUGCUUCUUAA
Molecule: messenger RNA, 648 nt
Organism: Neurospora crassa OR74A
Lineage: Eukaryota; Fungi; Ascomycota; Sordariomycetes; Sordariales; Sordariaceae
Exons: 1
Coding region: 1-648 (215 amino acids)
Source: RefSeq, a predicted model, not a curated record